AAGUGAGGAAUUUUAAGAGAAUACACAACAAAAUAGUCUGUUUUGGUUAUGAACAAAUAGGAAUAUAAUAAUAAUAAUAAUAAUAAUAAUAAUAAUAAUAAUAAUAAUAAAACACAAAAAGACAAAGAGAUGAAACGGAAAACAACAAAGGAAAUACAAACUAUUACCUAGAUGGCAGAAAUAGUUAAUGAAAAAAUUGACAACUAUAAGCAAUAAGAAUUAUGAAGGAAGAAAGCCAAGCUUUAUUAGGCGAGAAAGAAACUGGAAGACAUUCAAAAAUGUGUUUAUCAUGUGAUCCAAAGUCUAGAUUUCAUCUAUAUAUACUUUUAGUAUUUAUAUGUUUGAUUGGUGUAGGAGAUUACUUCUGUACCGACAGUCCAGCUGCUUUACAAAAUCAUUUCUUGGAAGAUCUUAAAAUAUCAGAGACAAAAUAUAUGUCAUUUUACUCAAAUAUACAAUGGACUAGUAUUGUGUCAUGUUUAUUUGGCGGCUUUUUAAUAGAUAGGGUAUUCGGAAACAGAAUUGGAAUUACAAUGUUUUCAAUUGCAGUCACGUGUGCUCAUGGUCUGUUUUCAAUGGGAGCUUUAUUGAAUAGUUACUGGAUUAUGUUUGUGGCAAGAGCUGUGUAUGGAUUCGUUAAUGGACCAAUGGCAAUAGCAAAUGAUAAUAUGGCAGUAAAGUGGUUCAAAACAACAAAUAUCAAUAUGGUGUUUGGUUUAAAAACAAGUAUUGCUCGAGUGAGCAGCGUGGUUGACAUUAACGUUAUGGAUUCAUUAUAUAACUACAUUGGUCAGGUGUCGCAUGGUCACAUUUGUUUAGGUUUAACACUUUUAACAGGUGUGGUUGUUGCAUUCUUGUCUUUUCUGUCGUCAGUUGUUGUUGCAUGUUUGGAUAAACGAGCUGACAGAAUGAGUUUUACAUUAGAAGAAAUUAAAAUCAAACAUGAUGCCAUUGACCAAGUUAGUGUGUCUGACGUCAAAAAUUUCCCGAUCACUUAUUGGCUGAUAGCAAUGACUACAACGUGUUACUACCUGGCGCUGUUUCCGUUCGUAGGGCUCGGACAGGUAUUUUAUGAAAUGAAAUACGAAAGAGAGCCACAACAAGCUGAUAGCAUAAACAGUAUGGUGUACUUAAUGGCUGCAAUAACAAUGCCUUUAUUUGGUUAUAUGAUAGACAAAUUUGGGAAAAGUCUUAUUUGGAUGUUUGUUGGGAUUAUUCUUUCUAUCGGCAGCCAUAUUAUUCUUGCAUUUACAUUUCUAGAGCCAUAUAUAGCAACCGUAUCCAUGGGUCUUGGUUAUUCAAUUUUUACAGCAACAAUGUGGCCAAUGGCAUCUUUUGUUAUACCUUUUAACCAUCUCGGAACAGCAUAUGGCAUAAUGAACGCAAUGACAGCUGUUGGCCAGACAGGCGCUGCCUAUUUUGCCGGGUACCUGACAGAUAAUUACGGUUACCUUGUAUUAGAGGUGUUCUUCACAGCUUGCAUGACAGUGUCUCUUAUACUCGGAUGUCUACUCAUAAUCAUUAAUCAGUCUAGAGGAGGUGAUAUCAAUCUCAGUGCUAAAGAACGAGCAUGCAUGCCGAGACGACAAACAAUUGAAAAGACUGUGAAAUGCACAGAUCGAGCUAUUCAGAAACAAAAUAUACCAUAGUUAGAGAGUACGUUAUGCAAUGACAGGAGGUUUAUUUAACAAUAAAAUCUAGAAUGAAACUUCAUGACAGUAAUAGACGUUGUCUACUGAGACUUAAAUCUCUGAGACAGAUUAUUUGGAUCAGUAUAUACGGUUCUCUGUGGAUUUGUAUAAUCUUAAAUGGUUAUAUACGUUUAGCAAACAAAUAUUUGAACACGGUUAUAAAGCGUGUCGAAUGUGUUUUACAUGAAUUUACGAAACUGCAAUUUUCCUUUCUUGAAAAAAUCCGUACUUUGUACUAGAAAGACAACAUAAUUUCAAGACAGUAUACGCAGACAGUUAAUAAGUAUAAGGAUAAGCCAAUGAUCUGAAUAUUAUUGAAAGUAAUGUUGUUUAUUUUGUAUGUUAAUGAAAAAUUAUUGUGAAACAAUCUUGUUAAUAAAAAUUAUUGUGAAACAAAUGUGUAAAUAUUGUGCAGAUAAAUAAAGUGUAAAACAUAGAUAAUUCAUUUAUCUAUAUCAUGCAAGCAUUAAACAACACGAUAUAUAGCACAAUUUUGUUUGAAGCAAGUAUUUUAAAUGUACAGUAACUGUCAC
Messenger RNA from Ruditapes philippinarum (Manila clam), 2224 nucleotides. RefSeq names its product major facilitator superfamily domain-containing protein 1-like. The coding region runs from base 222 to 1649 and encodes 475 amino acids. Gene Ontology annotation, molecular function: transmembrane transporter activity. Gene Ontology annotation, biological process: transmembrane transport. Lineage: Eukaryota; Metazoa; Mollusca; Bivalvia; Venerida; Veneridae. Gene Ontology annotation, cellular component: lysosome. The record is from RefSeq and is a predicted model, not a curated record. The transcript has 14 exons.